AUGCGUAUCCCAAUUUAUCCAGAUAAUGAAAGCUUCAUAAAGCUAAAAAAGCAACAUUUAUAUGAAAAGCUACAGCAGCAAGAAGAAGAAGGGACAGCAGUACACAAUAACUUCAAAGUCCAAGCUAAAGAAAAAAAAAGCUUUAAGCAGAAGUACAUUUCGCAUAUUCCUCAUCUGGAAGAAAUAUGGACGGAACUCAGCGGCCUUGAAGGUGUAAGCAUGUUUGUCAAAAAAGAAGGUCUUACCAACUAUGGUCACGUACUAGCUAACUAUUUCAUACAUAUGAUCCGUGCUGAAUUUCAGGACUUGAGAAUGUCUUAUAUCAAAUCUAUGGUGUACGGUCAUAUAUUAGAAAUAGUUUUUAACGUGCAACAAUUAACUUUGCCGGAAAACAUUGGGAGUUCUGUGAAUAAAGAAACGCAAGACAAAAUUCGAACAUUUCUAAACCCGCCGAUUGUAGAAAUCAAAAAUCGCUUACCACCAGCUCCUAUCACAAAAGCGACAUUAAAUAAGGCCCCUUUCGAUAUAAUGCCAGUUUUUAGACAUAUACUGUCUAAAUACAAAUCAAUGAUUGAAGCGAACCACGAAGUAACAACAUCGAUACAACUACCAUUGACUUUACCACAACAGUCCAAUUUAUUGCAACAAAUUGAGGAUUUAAAUCAGUCACGGAGAAGGCCUAAAAAGAAGAAAUCAUCAAUAAAGAAUAAGAUCUCAAAUGCGCAUAAAGAUAAAGAGAAACGAUUCCCAACCACCAAGGAGACACCUUUUUCUUUCACACAAAGACCUUUCUUUGAAUGCUUUGACUUCAGAAAAUUGAAAAUAAACAGCGAAGAGAUCAAACAAAAUUUCAAGCCAUGUACAGUCGAUCCUAAUAGGAAGGAUGUUUUUACAUCAUACCAUGGCGAGAAUGAUGUAAGACGCCUCUCUAGCUCUGAGUAUGACAAUAUGAACGGAGUCAUCAACCGUCAGAAACAAGAACUAGAAAGAAAGAAAGGUAACAACAUCGAAUAUAUUGAAACCAGAAUCCCUUCCCCAAAAACAACUGGAACUGAUCAUUAUAAAAGGCACAUAACAUAUAUGCUCUAACACUUUGAAGCCUUAGUCACUUUUUAUGAUUUCCAAACUGCUAGAAUACGGUGGUCCAACUAUAUCGG
Molecule: messenger RNA, 1157 nt
Organism: Mucor mucedo
Lineage: Eukaryota; Fungi; Mucoromycota; Mucoromycetes; Mucorales; Mucoraceae
Exons: 6
Coding region: 1-1089 (362 amino acids)
Source: RefSeq, a predicted model, not a curated record